AAGAGGUGGUCAGGUGUCGAUCAAUUACCGUCUACGAGGUACAGGAUGAUGGGGGCGCGGACGUGGCUUCUGGUGGUGGCGGUGCAGGUGUUGGUGGUGGAAGGCAGGUGUCCCAGGCCGUGCAGGUGUAAUUAUGAGGAACACGGCAGGAAGGUGGUGACAUGUGACGCUGGCAGCCUGACUGGGCCUAUACCUGUGUUUGAUAUGGAUAUGGAUACUAAGAUACUGACCAUCACAUCACCAGAGGAUCAACCCAACACGUUAACCCUGGGGCCAAUCUUCUCCACUCUGUCACAGCUUGAAGAGAUCCACAUCACCCGGUCCAACGUUCCAGCCAUCGGGGAGAACUCCUUGUGGGGUCUAAGUCACCUCCAGGUCCUCAACUUGACGAAUAAUAACAUAACUCUUCUGUAUGAUUCUCACCUGAAGGGCAUGAGGAGCUUGGAGGCUUUGCACCUCGACGACAACCACAUCACCAUACUGGCCUCCGGCACCUUCAGGAGCCUAGAGAGCCUGGAGAGCCUCACGCUAGCCAGGAACAAACUGCGGGUCAUCGCCCCCAGGGUCUUCCUCCUCCUCUCCCGCCUUAGGUACCUCGACCUCAGCGGCAACGCCAUCCAGGAACUCGACCCGGAAGACCUGAAGGACAUCCCCGCACUGAGAACUCUGCUGUGUGCCGAGUGUGGCCUGACGAGGGUCAAGUCUCUGGUGUACAGGAUGUUGCCGCUCCUAGAGACCCUAGACCUCCGCGACAACCGCAUCACCUCCCUCGCCCCGGAGGAGUACAUGGACCUCGACUACCUGAAGCGACUUUACCUGGAUGGUAACCGGAUCUUCGAGCUUAAGGAUUACACCUUCAAGGGCGUGGCUCUGCAGCACCUCGGCCUGGCCAGGAACAAGAUGGAGAGGAUCUCGAGGAUGGCCUUCGAGGACUGUUCGGUGCUGAGCAUUGACUUGUCGUCCAACAGUAAGCUGCAGUACUCGUCCUUUAGGCACCUAAGUCCUGUCAUCGCCCACAUGCACGGACUCAACAUCGCCAAUACCCGCAUCAGUCCCGACCACGUCAGGGAGUUACUCAAGCGAGCUUCCAGGUUGAAGAAACUUAAUCUGAGUCGUUUGCAUCUUAACCAACUCUUACCUAACAUGUUCAUCUCCCAGGCCAAGCUGGAAGAACUCAACUUGUCGAGCAACAGCCUCCGCUACGUCCCUGUCGACAUCCUGCACUCCCUGCCCAGCCUGCAGUCCCUCGACCUGCGUAAAAAUGAGUUCCGUGGUUUGCCAGAAAUUAUUCUGCGUCGUUUGGAUCGCAUUUAUGACGUUGAACUGGACACCAACCCUUGGUCGUGUGACCAGUGCCACAUCCCCUACCUUAAGAUCUGGCUCAACAACUCCAAGAGCUUCAGGACAGCUUGUUACCCAGACGUGGACGCCCCCAAGUGCCUCAAGUGCCAGUCACCCAUGGAGAUGUACGAUAAGCCUAUCAUCGAGAUCGAGGGCUUGGAACUCCAGCCUUGUCCAGAGGGAACCUUCGACUUGGCGGCCGCCAGUGCCAGCUCGUCCAACUUCUCGCUGGUGCUGGCGGUGGUGACGGCGGCAGUGGUGAUCAUCCUCCUGCUGAUCAUCCUCGUGACCGGCAUCAUCAUGUACAACCGUCACACCGCCUUCUACUACACACACGAGAACGACUCCAGGCACCACUUCUACGAGAACCCCGCCCUCCACUCCGACCACACUGACAUCACCCUCGACGAGGACCUCGACCACCUGCCGGAGAAGGACCCGAGGUUAGACGGCCAGACGAACGCCACCCGAGAUGCACCCGACACCGAAAAACCCGACAACCCAUCGUCGGGAGGCAAGAAGAAACAAACCGUCGACAACAAUGUGGUGGUGAUUGACGAGUUGAUAAGGAAUAAAAAUGCAAAGUCAACUCAGAACGGAAAGUCCUGAGGCUACUUUUAUGAUACUAACUUUGAGAGGAAAAAUGUGUGAUGCUUUAUGAGUAACGUAGACACUGUUGCCUCCACGUCAAGUCACCACAACACUCCCAACAAAACGAACCAAGACAUUUUUAAGUUUUCUCAUAAACAAAUAUAUAAUACAAACACUAGUAUAGCCCCCCCCCCUCGUGGUUGUUUACAUAAAGUGUGUGCAGGGGGAGGAAGAAGUGGCGCUGUUUACGUGUAGACAGUGAAGGGAAAGGGCCGUGUUUACCUCACCACACCCCCCCCCCACCCACCACAUACAAUUAUCACCACGUAUUCAUUGUCUAUUAGUGUGUGUUGUUUAUCCAUUUUGUAUAUCAUCAUAAAUAAGACAUUGUAUAUUUGGCGGCGAUGAAGCCCAAAAUGAUGAUGAUGAUGGUGAUGGUGAUGAUAAUGAUGGUGAUGGUGAUGAUGAUGAUGAUGAUGAUGAUGGUGA
Homarus americanus (American lobster) is the source of this 2421-nucleotide messenger RNA. Its product is annotated as insulin-like growth factor-binding protein complex acid labile subunit. The transcript has 4 exons. Lineage: Eukaryota; Metazoa; Arthropoda; Malacostraca; Decapoda; Nephropidae. The record is from RefSeq and is a predicted model, not a curated record. Bases 46 to 1950 code for a protein of 634 amino acids. Gene Ontology annotation, molecular function: protein binding.